AUGAAUGAUUCAAGUCGAAACAUACCAAAACUUUUACAUACUGAUCCUAAGUUUGUACAAGACAUUAAAUUAGGGAAGCCUUUGGAUUAUUCAUCCAAAAAUCUUAGGACGCUAAAUAAACUAAUAAAUGAAACACCGUUAUCUGUAAGAGUUCACGGAGUACCCGAUAGAGGUAUUAAUAAGAAAUUCAUUUGUGGGGCCAUUUGGUUAAAUAAUAAUAAUUUAACAAGCUUACAAGGUUUGAACAAAUCAAUCGAAGAGUUACUCGAGUUGCCAGCAUAUUUGACUUGGAUUGACGUUUCGUAUAAUGAAUUUAAAAACAUUGGCCAGGAAUUUCUUCAAUUUAAAAAUUUGUCGAUACUUUACAUGCACGGAAAUCAAAUAAAUGACAUUAAGGAAGUUUCGAAACUAAAAACUCUAUUAAAAUUACGAACAUUAACUCUACACGGAAAUCCGAUAUCACGGCUAAUUAAAUACCGUUGUCUUGUAUUAUUUUAUCUUCCUCAAAUUAAAAGCUUAGAUUUUUCGUUAAUCACUCGUCAAGAGAGAAGUGUUGCUCCACCGAUAUUCUGUACAGCGAACAUUUAA
Messenger RNA from Melanaphis sacchari, 588 nucleotides. Its product is annotated as leucine-rich repeat-containing protein 51-like. The transcript has 3 exons. Gene Ontology annotation, molecular function: protein binding. NCBI's taxonomy places the organism in Eukaryota, Metazoa, Arthropoda, Insecta, Hemiptera, Aphididae. Bases 1 to 588 code for a protein of 195 amino acids. The record is from RefSeq and is a predicted model, not a curated record.